AUGGUAAGAAAAGCAUCCAGUUUGCAGCAGUUUUUCAAUAUUUCACAGAAGAGAAAUAUGAAGAGACAUUCCUCGCAAAACAAUAUUUCAGUGGAUAGCUUUUUUAUAGAUUAUUCCCACAAGACACCAUCAACUGUAUUUUCUCUGCCUGGCUGGCAAAUAGCAGCCUGGGCUAUUGCCUAUUUAUCCAUAAUCAUUGUGUCAGCUGUAGGCAACAGCACUGUCAUUUGGAUUAUCCUAACUCAUAAACAGAUGAGGAUUGUUCCCAACUAUUUUAUUGUUAAUUUGGCACUUUCUAACUUUCUGAUGACUGCUUUGAACAGAGUUUUCAAUUUUAUUUAUGCCAGCCACAAUGUCUGGUAUUUUGGUGAAGGAUUCUGUCAGUUUCUUAACUUCAUUCCUAUUACAGCAGUGUUUGUGAGCGUUUAUUCUAUGACUGCUAUUGCUGCUGAAAGAUAUGUGGCUAUAGUUUACCCUUUCAAGAAAAAACUUGCCUCCGGGAACAGCAAAGUGAUCACAGGAAACAUCUGGCUGGCAGCUAUUGGACUUGCCUUUCCACAGUUCCUUUAUUCAGAAAUAAGGAUUGAUAAUGGGAUAACCAAAUGUAUCAUUAUCUGGCCAGGAGACCCAGACAACAGUCAUAAGCUCACGUAUCACAUUGCACUCAUUGUUCUGGUUUACCUACUGCCACUCACAGUGAUGUUUGUCCUGUACAGUAUAAUCGGAAUAACCUUAUGGAAUCACGUUGUUCCUGGAGAUGACACUAACAAGGUCUACCACUGGCAUCAGAUUACAGCUAAAGGGUGAUUUGUCAGGACAAUGGUUGCAAUUGUGAUAGCAUUUGCCAUCUCUUGGUUUCCUUAUCAUCUCUUCUUCAUCUUGGGGAGCAUUUGGAAAGACAUCUCCAGAAAGGUACACUUGUUGAAUAUACUUCUAACAGUAUUUUUGCUUGCCAUGAGCUCUGCAGUGUACAGCCCAAUUAUGUAUUGCUAUGUUAAUCAAAGAUUCCGCUCUGGUUUCAGCGUGGCUUUUCAAUGGUGCCCAUGUAUCGAAGCAAUGGAAAGAGAUAGACAUAACCUUACCCAGCCAUCCGCUUUACCGAAGAUCCAGAGGCAUCAGGCAUCAGACCGUACCAGUCAUGCAAGCAUGGAAACACAACGAUGGCCAUUUUUCACUGUCCACAGUGAACAAGGCUGGGAUAUACCAGCUGGAAUUGGUGUAAGUCUGCAGCCACAGCCUCCUGAACUUGACAUACCCUUUCCCCCUCCAAGGUCCAAGCGCAGUGUGGCAGACGGCUGCUGCAGUUCUCCUCAUGCCAGCCGAGAAAGGGGUGGGGAGGAGGCCUCUGAAGAAUCUGGUAGCCUCACAGCACCAAGCUGCGUGAGGAGCCGCCCUCACCACUGCAGUGGGGAGAACACUGUUCCAAACUGUUUUGAAAAAUGGAGUGCAAGGUUGUUAAGGGAAAAGCUGGUUACAGAGAAGUACAAUGAGCACGCUACAGCGCUGCCUCACAGCCGUGAAAACUCCAAGACGGAGGAGGGUGGAGAGCAAGUGAAGUGA
Varanus komodoensis (Komodo dragon) is the source of this 1560-nucleotide messenger RNA. RefSeq names its product tachykinin receptor 2 (gene TACR2). Gene Ontology annotation, biological process: positive regulation of flagellated sperm motility; G protein-coupled receptor signaling pathway. Gene Ontology annotation, cellular component: plasma membrane; sperm midpiece. The record is from RefSeq and is a predicted model, not a curated record. Lineage: Eukaryota; Metazoa; Chordata; Lepidosauria; Squamata; Varanidae. Gene Ontology annotation, molecular function: substance K receptor activity. The transcript has 7 exons.